AUGCGACUGGGGUCGGGCGCGGCUACCGAGACCGCUUCGCUGCUGGGCGGGGGACGCCGCGGCGAGCACUAUGACGCUGUUGACGAUGACGAGGAGAUCGACCGCAAGUGGGAGGAAGCUGUCAUUGCUGGUCUGAUUCAGACGACUUGGAAGCGCGAAGCCCAGGUUAUUGGCAAGAAUGCCGCCCCUCUGGUCGUCACCUUCCUGCUGCAGUAUUCCCUGACCGUCGCGAGUAUCUUCACCCUGGGUCACCUGGGUAAGAAGGAGCUGGGUGCUGUCAGUUUGGCGAGUAUGAGUGCGAGUAUCACGGGUUAUGCAGUCUACCAGGGGUUGGCGACUAGUCUCGACACACUGUGUGCGCAAGCGUAUGGCUCCGGGCGAAAGAAGCUGGUGGGUUUGCAGAUGCAGAAGAUGGUGUACUUCCUCUGGGUCAUAUCCAUCCCGAUCAUGGUGCUGUGGUUCUUUGCGGACCGCAUCCUGAUCCGCAUCGUGCCGGAAGAGGAGGUCGCGCAGCUGGCGGGUCUGUACCUCAAGGUGGUGGCUUUGGGGGCGCCGGGAUACGCUUGCUUCGAGAGUGGGAAGCGCUUCGUGCAGGCGCAGGGGCUGUUCUCGGCCUCGCUCUAUGUGCUGCUCAUAUGCGCGCCUCUCAAUGCAUUUAUGAAUUACAUGUUCGUGUGGCAGUUCGGCUGGGGCUUCAUCGGGGCCCCCAUCGCCGUCGCCAUCACCGACAACCUGAUGCCCGUCCUGCUCUUCCUGUAUGUGUACUUCGUCGACGGAUCCGAGUGCUGGAACGGCGUGACCCCCCGCGCCCUGCGCAACUGGGGCCCGAUGAUCAAGCUCGCCCUCCCGGGCCUGCUGAUGGUCGAGGCCGAGUGUCUCGCCUUCGAGGUCCUGACCCUGGCGUCCUCGUACCUGGGCACCACCCCCCUCGCCGCUCAGUCCGUCCUGUCCACCAUCUCGAGCAUCACCUUCCAGAUCCCCUUUCCCGUCUCCAUCUCCGGUAGCACACGCGUGGCCAACCUGAUCGGCGCGUCCUUAGUCAACGCAGCCAAGACCUCCGCCAAGGUGUCCAUGGUCGGCGCCGUGAUCGUUGGUCUGCUCAACAUGCUCUUCCUCUCCUCCAUGCGCUAUUACAUCCCGCAGUUGUUCACCUCCGACGCCGAAGUCAUCGAGCUCGUCGCCCAGGUCCUCCCGCUCUGCGCCGCCUUCCAGCUCUUCGACGCCCUCGCCGCCAACUGCAACGGUAUCCUGCGCGGAAUCGGCCGCCAGGAGAUCGGCGGCUACGUCCAGCUUUUCUGUUACUAUGCCAUCGCCAUGCCCAUCAGCUUCGGGACUACCUUUGGCCUGCACUGGGGCCUGUUUGGCCUGUGGUCCGGUGUGGCCCUGGCCCUGUUGCUGGUGUCUAUCAUCGAGGCGUUUUUCCUGACCCAUACGAAUUGGAAUCGCUCUGUGGAAGAUGCCAUCCAGCGGAACGCUAUGAUAUAAUGACCCCCCCCCCCCUGUCUGUCUAUUAUGAUGUGUGAUGAUGAUUAUGAUGUUUCCUGCCUGCACUGCAAUGAAUUCUUUGGUCCUCAUAUCUCUGUGGGGGACUGUCAAAAAAAGCAUUACUUUCACUUGAUACGCAUAUAUAUCCCUUACCUGUUCAAGCGAUUACAUACCUUACCAUCAAGAGAACAGGACACACAGUGGACAGACACGGAAUACCAGUUUAAAUUGACGAACAUGAUUGCAUUUCGGUAGCAUCGUAGAAACAAACAAACAAACACCAUC
Molecule: messenger RNA, 1770 nt
Organism: Aspergillus heteromorphus CBS 117.55
Lineage: Eukaryota; Fungi; Ascomycota; Eurotiomycetes; Eurotiales; Aspergillaceae
Product: MATE family efflux transporter
Exons: 2
Coding region: 1-1485 (494 amino acids)
Biological process (GO): xenobiotic detoxification by transmembrane export across the plasma membrane
Cellular component (GO): membrane
Molecular function (GO): xenobiotic transmembrane transporter activity; antiporter activity
Source: RefSeq, a predicted model, not a curated record